Molecule: messenger RNA, 672 nt
Organism: Seminavis robusta
Lineage: Eukaryota; Bacillariophyta; Bacillariophyceae; Naviculales; Naviculaceae
Source: the annotation of a GenBank genome assembly
AUGGCCAACCCCAUCAACGAAUCUGCCGCCGAGUCCUUAUGCUGCACCAUGAGAGGCCUCUCCUUUGUGAUUGUGCAAGACAAUGCCCGUACACCAUCGUCAAUGUGCCUGAAGCGGGCCAGAGGAGCCCGAUGGCAAAGCGUUGUCAAGGUGGACACGAACUGCCAGACGGCUUUGCCCAGUAUGCCGCGACGAUGCAAGACGCCGCCGUCGGAGUCCUUGUAUCAGUUGGUUUCGGAUGCCACUGCCGGCAAUACAACUACUACGACAAGCCCCAAUACUCGCAGUCGCUCCCCCAAGGCAGCUGCCGUCCUGGCAAAGGGACAGGCUCCGUCGUUGCCUCGCGUACCCCGACGCAAGACCUCCGGUACCAAGACACAACCAGUGGCAAGCCCUACCACCAGUCCAACCAAUACCAAUAAAGCAGCCACGUCGGACAGUCUCGAGAAGCUCUACUCCAGUUGCAGUGCCAUGUCCUGGACUCCUCCGAAAAAACAGCCAACCUUUCCACACAACCAAACACGCAGUCCGUCGUCUUCCAGCCUCCUUCACAACGACGGGAAUGACACCAUCAGUGAUAGUAACCCCAAGAACACCGCUACAGCACCAGAGCGACCACGGGCAAAGAGGGCAUCUUUGUUGCUCGUAAACAGCCCAGUUUGUGCAAACUGA